AAUGGAAUACUGCGAGUUAACUUUGUUUACCCAGAUUUAUAAAUUUGGUUUUUCAUUACUUACAUAAACUUAAUGUAAAAAUAAUGUCAGACCAUAAUGAAACUAGGUUUGCAAUGAUUUCACUCCAGCUAACUUACGAUGUUGAGUCAAAACCUUCAAAACAGUGAGUGGAAGAGAAAGUGUCUCACGUAGUAAAUAACGGGUCGAUAUGAAUAUGUCUGUCCCUGAUUUAUCGGUGGGAUGCCGUUUUGCUGAUUAUUUUGUGAUUUGCGGUCUUGAUAUCGAUUCCGGGUUAGAACCAGAUAGACUUUGUGGCGAUAACUUACACGUCUCUCCCCUCGAUCGAGCAUAUAAAGGCAAGAUUUUGGCUCAUUAUCCUGAUAAUGUAUCAAGUAAUCCUUUUGAUGAGCAUGCAGUGUGCAUGCUCUGUUUCCCAGCUGGCUUACAGUUUAAAACUCAAAAACACUGCUUAGAACCAAGAUUCCACAGCUUUGUAGUGACCAGAGAGAAUGCAUCAAGAUACUAUGGCUUCAGUCUUAUCUUUUACGAAGAAGUUAGGAACAGAAACAUCUGUAGUGCGAUGCACACAUUGCAGACAAUGUAUAUCACAGAAUUAUCAAGUGGACAGACACCACCUGGCCAUAGAAAAACUACAGGCAAAGAGAGUUCCCGGUCUCUCCCUCGGUCUUUCAAAUUGGCGCCACACACUGGCGCCGCAUCGAAUUACUAUGAAAUAGCCAAAGAUAAACUCUAUGUAGCCAAAAGUAUUGCUCUCAUAUGUCAAUACCCUUAUGUUAGAGUAUCACAGAUGUUUUUAGAGAAUUUAUUUAGGUCAUUGCCAAGACAGCCAGGUCCCGGGCUAAGCCCAGAAUCCUAUGUCUACAACUUGCUAUAUGAAGUUCCAGUGCCCCUACUUGGACAGGCGUUACGACUCUAUGUACCACCAGCAGAGCCUCAUCUUGAUCCUAUACCAGUAGUGAUAAGAAUGCCAAAUCCACCGGAAGAGUUACCUCUGCUCGAUUAUCCGUUGCGCGUAAUGUUUAGCACUUUGGGUGUUGAGUGCGUUGUUCAGUUAUUUACUUGCGUUCUUUUAGAGCACCAAGUUUUACUUCGGUCUAGUGAUUAUAACAAAUUGAUGUUAGUAGCGGAAUGCAUUAUCUCUCUUUUACUACCUUUCACAUGGGCUCAUGUCUAUGUACCUAUUCUACCGGCGCCAUUGUACCAUUUUCUCGACGCGCCGGUACCUUUCGUCAUGGGUCUCCACAGCGACAGUGCAGCUCUCAGUUUAACCCCUAACGGCCCUCGAAGCGUCGUCCUCGGCUCAGAAGCAGCAUUGUGCUUGGUUGAUAUCGACAAGCCGGAUAUUCAACUGCCAGAAGAAUUACCUAUAUUCCCUCAUCGAACCCCUUUGAUUGAAGAACUUAAUCACAUUUUGGAUAAACAUCAGAUUCAAAGACCUGAAACAGAACCAACUAAACUGGGUGUACCAAUAAACGGCAGCUCCUACAAACCCAUGAAUGACAGCAUGAGCAGUAGCUGUACCUUGCCAUCAGGGGGUCUACGAAGAAAACAUUCUUUCCACGACGUACUCGAUUGGGACGAGAGCAGGCCACUGAACGCAUCACCACCGGGCUCACCUACACGACGAGCAGCGCCGCGUCGCCUCGACGCUUUGCAGAGAAUCGUUGAUAUUGUCAAACGAACAGGAGUAAACAUAGACGAUGUAGAUGCAGAAACAGUAAUGCCGACUACUAAAAAGAAAAUUCUAAACGACGAGGAACAGUACGCUGAAGAUAUUCGCUUCAACGUUGCCAUCCGCGAAACGUUUCUCAACCGCUUCGUUCAUAUUUUUCUUAUGUAUGAGAAUUUUGUCAUCAUGCCUGACCAGGGUCGCGAUUCCUGGCUAACUGCUCGUGAAUCAAUGGUGAACUUCGAUAAGGCGUCUUUCCUCUCGGACCAGCCGCAGCGCCACCGACCAUUUCUGUCUCGCUUCCUAGAGACGCAGAUGUUCGCCACUCUCAUUGAUAACAAAAUUAUGACCAACUGGGGUGAAUACGACGCGAACCUGCAAGUAUUCGAGCAUCGAAUAAAAUCUGUCAGGCGGCGGUUGGGCGAGGGAGGGCUAGCCACGCGCGGGUACAGCGUGUGGGCGGGGCUGGCGGGGGGCGGGGGCUCUGCGGGCGCGGAGCUGGAGGUGGGCGCGCCCGGCGAGCGUCUGCCGCACCGCGCCGCGUACUACCGCGCCUUCCCCGCGCGCCUCGACGCCAACGCGCUGGCUCCCCCACCCGCCAACGACCGCAGAACCAACAGUCUGAAGCGCAUAAAGAACGCGAAAUGGCAAGUGAAAGAUUGUCCGCCAGAAUUACUACUUGGUGAUAUUACCAGGAGAUUGUCCACAGAAGUAACGCCGGCCGCUAUUGCUCAAAAUAACAGGACUUUUGUUGAAAAACUGCUCAAGGAAUGUAAAACCAAAACAAAACGAAUGCUACUUGAGAAAAUGGGUACAGAAGAAACAGAUCUAGGUUUUGGAACAGAAGUGUCAAUAACAGGAGUUGAAGAAAGUACUAUGAUUGCCUCUCUAUGUGACUUGCUGGAGAGGUUAUGGUCUCAUGGGCUACAGCAUAAGAUGGGUAAAUCAGCGUUGUGGAUGCAUUUGACGAACUAUCAAGAAUUGGAACAAUGCAGUAAUUCUACAAAACCCAUUGAUCCGAACUAUCUUACUCCUGCUUUGGCCUGGUGUGUGUUACGGAAACGUCUAGAUUAUUUAUCAUCAGUCGGUGCCGAAGUUGAAGCUCAGCAAGGUUCGAGUAGCGCGAAUCGCUCCCGUGAUAGUUCUCGAGGUGGGUCCCGAGACAGUUCUCGAGACAGACUUAGCAACUCUGGUACUUUGGAGCGCAAGUCAAGUCAACCACCGUGUCCGUUACGGCCGCUGCCUGAAAGUCUAACUUUUGACAUGAGGAACGUCCAAGCAAUGACCGAUAUUAAGACAGAAAUAGGCUACGCACGCGCCUGGGUGCGUCUGUCUCUCGAAAAGAAAUUGUUAUCGAAGCAUUUAAGAGAAUUACUAGCUGAUGCUACAUUACUACGAUCUCAGUAUAAGAGAACAGCGUUCUUGAGAUGUGAAGAGGAAAGGGAACAAUUCCUAUACCAUUUGCUGACUUUGAACGCUGUUGACUAUUUUUGUUUCACUAAUACUUAUCUCACCGCAAAACUGCCCUAUCGUGUUCUCAUAGUGCCAUCGCGUAAAGCGAGUCAAACUACAGCCAACUGUUGGAUUUCAAUAUCUGGAGCAAACGGAGAGUCCACACCCAAAAUACCUAUUCCACGAAAUACUAGUGAAUUUGUUUUCCACCAUAAAAAUUUGGGUAUCCUAUCAACAUUACGUAUCGGCCAUGACAACUCAGGAUUAUCACCUCGAUGGCUGCUAGAUCAAGUUUACGUGAGAAAUGAAGUUACUGGACACACGUACACAUUCCCGUGUAACCGAUGGCUAGGCACUGGCGUAGAUGAUGGUUCUACAGAGCGACUUUUAGUAGCAACACGCAUGCGCAGCGACCGUACACCUCGAACCCCGGCGCCCCCCGCGCUACAGCCCCCGCAAACCCCGACCACUACCCAUCUAUCCACUUCCACCAUACAACACAUGAUUGGUGAUUGUGUCAACGCUAUUGUGAAAUGGCAUUACCAAUCUAAAAGGGACAAAGACGCAAACUCUCUAAGUGUGUUACUUUGUGGCGAAAAUGGCCUUGUAAAAUGUUUGGAGCAAGCUUUCCUAUGUGGUUUCAAAUCUUCCAGACUGUUCGGAAAAAAUCUUUUUAUUUGGGACUAUUUUGCUAGAGUAAAAGAAGAAUUCAAAAUGAGUUUAUGCGACGAGGCGAGUGCUCAAUCAAACAAGAGCUGCGGCGGCGUAGCAUACAACUGCCGGCAGGACCAAGAACACAGAUCUAUCUGGCGGUGUUACUGUCACCUAAUGGACGAAAUCAGUUCUGUAGGCCGUACGUCGGGCAAGGACGGGAAAUUCCAGUUAUUUAUUUGUUUGAGUUUACGAGAACACUGGCUACAUAGAAUGUUGGUGCCCAUGUCCAUGACCCGCGUCACCGGUGAAAUGUACGAAGAGCAAAGUUUCCUACGCAAACGUGGACUUCUCACCUUUCUAAGGCAAAUCCUCGAACCGCUAGAUGAAUUUGAUAUUGUUCUAGAAAACUCUUUAACCCAGGGAAUCUAAAUAUCGAUAUAUUAUGUCUAUAAUUGAACAAAAAAGUGACACGUGGCUUUGUCAAUUUUCCAGUCGUAAAAUGGGUUUUGAAUGCAAUUUCUCGUUUCUAGAGACCAGUGACAAGAUUCAGAACCAGAUAAAAUGUUUUAUAAAUUUACAUUGCCCUUUAACAGGUUGGGAGUAAUUACACAUAUAAAUAUUUGUUUGGUUUACUAAUUUUAAGUACGAAUACUUUUUAUGUGCAAUUUUCAUAACUUUGAUACAAACUAUAUGCGCAAUAAAUGAUAUUGACAAACUGAUGAAAAUGUGGGAAAAGUAUUAGGCAUAAUACUGAAAAUCUCCAUGACUAGUAUAAAUAAAUAAAAAAUACUCAAUACUCAUAUUUUAAAUUGUAAACUUAAGUACCUAAUAUAGCUUUAUCAGGGUUUGAUUUUAUACCUUUGUUAUUAUGAAGUUUUUGUUUGAUGUAAUUAUCUUGCCAAGUGAACCCAAAGAUUAUGUUUGUAAUGGUGCUUGUCUCGCAUUUGUUUUUGUUUUAUUGUAUUUAUAACAUAGGUAAUUGUAGUAGAACCUAAACUUAGGAUGCAAGCAAGUUAUAUAAACGAACGUAUUUGAAUACCGAUAGAGUUCCGUGUUCACCAAGAUGAGAGUUUUUUAUGGCAGAAACUCAUAUAUGUACUUGUAGGUUUGAAUGUAACAAAAUUCUCAUAUUACGAAAUUAUAGAAAAGAUUAUCGAUAUUAAAACUUCCGUAUCUGUAGCUAAUGCGUUCAGAACGCCAUAAAUGAAACAUUUAUGUUUGAUUCAUCUCAUAAUAUAUUCUAUUUCUUGCACUAAAUGUGAUUUAGUAUAUUUUCAUUCGUUAUAUAUCUUUUUUGUACGCUAUUUUAAGUUUUCAAAGUCGCAGUUUUGCCCGGAACUUAUGAAAUAAAGAUCUGAAACUUAUUACACUACCGAAGAUUAGGAAUUCAUUUUACUAAUGUAUUAGCUAAGUGUCAAUUUAAUAUUGUAUCGUUACGAACAAUUGUAUCAUACAGUAGUGUCAAAUACGUUUAAAGAAAGUAGACAGUUUUUGUGAUCUCAGACAUUUCGGUAGUUUUGUAGAACUAAUUUAGGUUCAAAUACUCGCCCAUUAAAACAUGAAAUGCGUAAUUUACUUCACUGUGAAGAGUAGAUGUAUGUAAUUCUAAGGUAUUGCCUACGCAGUGUCAAAAGACGUUUGUGCAAGCACAAUAAAUUCAAUGGAUAUUUUGUCAAUUUGUUCAAGCGAGUUCGCAAAAAACCUCUCGAAUCCGACCAUAACCGCUAGUUAUGUUUCAUACGUUUUCUCGUGUAUCUAUAGCCAUCUAUGAUCUCUGUGUACAUAACGGACAACUUUGUUAGACAACGAAAAAAUUACGUUGUAAAUAUGCGUGCCUUAUUUCAAUUUCAAUAUAAAUUUUGACUACUUGCGUAAAAAGUCACAAAAAGGUGUAGUUGGUUCGCCGUUUUGAACAUAAAAGUAGUUUGCUGUCCACACUGGUAUAACCUUAGUCCGGCGACAACAUUCUUCAAUUUUGAGAACCACAGCGUUUAGCUUAGAUUCGUUGGUUAGUCCUUCCUAGUCGCAAAAUUCUAAAACUAGUUGCUUAAUUCCCUCCGACAGAUAUCGGAGAUUCAAAUUAUUUAGUUGAUAGUUAUAGUACCUAAAAUAAUCAUCAAUUUGUAGUGGCGUAGUGGCGUGAACAACGAAGGCCUGCUUGGUCUUUGUGAAAUUGCUCACGCAUACGAUGUUGCAAAAAAUGAACAUAAAUACCUUCCGUAUGUCUUUUUCGUUCAUUUUAUGUAAAUAGAAUUUAAAUGUUUAUUUCCAUUAAAUAACCGUCACAUAGCUUUUGAUACUGAGUUUAAUUGGUAAUUUUGCGAAAAAUAUGACCUAGGUGCUUUAUUCAUUAGGUCCGUACCUACUAGACUCCUUCACGUGUCUUGCUCGCUUAGGGCAGGCCAGGAGCAUAACAACUAAAUCUACUUUUUUGCGACUGAAGCCAUCUAAAUCACGGAUUUUUACCUCACCAGUCAACUUAAUAAUUCAAUUAAGUUUACGUUGAUGUUGAAAUAAAGCAUAGAGGUAGAGGUGUAUUACAAAGGAAAAUAUAGAGGGGAAAUGUUUAUAAACUGUUUGUAUAUAAAUAGUCAAGAAUACCUUCUAUAUUUAAUUUUAUGUGUAUAGCGCCUUGCAAAAACAUCCAUCUUCACAUUAAUGCUCCAUUAAGUAUAAUGCUGUCUCUAGUUUUGUUUUGAUGAUUAAGGGUUUGUUUAUAAUUAAAUACAAAUUAUUUUGAGAUCUUUUCUGCAACUCGCUGAUAGCCUCAUGAAUUACUCAUUAUUUUAAACUAAAAGUGGCAUUUAAGUAUGUAGUUGGUCUUGCAGCCUUUAUAACCAAAGAUUUUCAUGUUAAUUUCCUUAACCAAAUACGAAAAACGAAGGUCCACGAAAUUAUAUAACUUCUUAUAAAAACUGUACAGACUUUUAGUGUGUAAGAACUUUAAUUGUAGUAAUUGAAUGUGUCGUAACCAUUCAACUCUUAGGCAUUUUUAUCAAUAAUAUUUGGAAAUUACGAAAACUUAAAUUAGUCUCUCAAUGUAAUCCUGAAGUGUGACACACGUUAAUGGUUUAAUGAGUAGAAACUACAUAAUUCCAUUUCAAAUGGUUGUUUAAAAGUUCUUGCCGUCCUUUGUUGUUGUUCUCAAUAUACCAUUUAUCAUUAUAUCCCUAAAGCAGAACUUUGGAGAAAGCCUUUAUUAAUAUAGCCUUCUAGUUAAGGAAUUCAUUUAUUGAAACUCGUGUAUACUUUAAUAACUCUUAAUAAUUAUGUUCAUUUAGAUGAUUUAGAUUCACCAUGAGUUAUGUACUUUAAAACUGAAAGUAAGGACUUCUUGAGUGUAUGCAUUUGUUUAAAAAAAUAAGAUUAUUAUUUAAGUAGGUGUAUACGUCGAAACAAUAGAGCCAGACCAUACAUCAGCUGUUGUAUGUAGGUACUCAUGAUGAUAAACUACUUUAGGCGAAAAAUAAAAUUCGCCAGAAAUCUGUACUUCUUCGUACAAAAUGUAAACCAAAACAGUUCUUGAAAAUUUAGCAACCAAAUUAUUUUUCUCGCAUUAACUUUUAGUUUUUUUUUUUUGCAAAAAUUAUUUGUUAACAUGAGUAUGAACACCAACUGAAAUACAGUUCCUUUUGCAAAUCCUUUUGUUUCACCUUGUUCAUUGUAUUAUUAUUGUGUCAUGGAACGACAGUAAUAAUAUGUAUUCAUCUUGGAAGUUCUUGGGCUUAAACCCAGUAACUCCCAGCAGCUUAAGUUAAAAUGCAUGUGCCAAACAUUUUUAUAACAAGUAGCAUUCAAGAAGUUAAAAUCGGUAUAUCGGUAAUUUAUACUAUCCAUUGUGAAUUCUUACAUUUCGGAACAUGGACAGUGACUAAAACGUUACCUAUAAUAUAAGAUUCAUAUUAUUAUUUUCUUUUUUUUCAUGUUAUUUUUUGUAGAGUAACUAUCUCCAUAAUUUCAAGCAAAACU
This is a messenger RNA of Hyposmocoma kahamanoa, 7765 nucleotides long. RefSeq names its product DENN domain-containing protein 5A (gene pns). Gene Ontology annotation, molecular function: small GTPase binding; guanyl-nucleotide exchange factor activity. The transcript has 24 exons. Lineage: Eukaryota; Metazoa; Arthropoda; Insecta; Lepidoptera; Cosmopterigidae. The record is from RefSeq and is a predicted model, not a curated record. The coding region runs from base 209 to 4225 and encodes 1338 amino acids.